GCCCUCUAUCCGGAAGUUUUGGUUUUUCAGCUUCUCAACUACAAAUAGGAUGUAUUCAUGUAACUAUUUUUGUGGUUGAGAGAACGCAACGGUUUUUCACAGAAGUUUAAUUGUAGGACAAUUCAAAAAGCCUGACAGGCAACUUUAAUAUUCUGGUUGAACCUGCAUGUUUACAGAUGAACGUCACUCUCUUAUGGAUGGCCCACCAACAUUACCUGUAGUUGAGGUGUAGAGUUGGCAUUUUGACCAUGUAUUCUGAGUGGGCGUCACUUCAGGAUGAAAUCCAAUGUGACAAAGCAAACCAGAGUGUCCUACACAAGUUUCCGACACCUGUUGGAACGACGGUCGCUACCUCCGUGGUAAGACACAUUGCGGUCAGUCUCAGCAUCACCGCCAACAGUCAGGAGCCAUGCCAGCUCGACUCGGACAAGGAGGUCAAAUGGGCCAUGGAGGUGCUUUGUUAUGGUCUGGGUCUCCCACUGACUGAGUUGGACACGAUUAAGGAGUGUGUCAAUGUGUACUGUAACUGGCUGACCGCCUGUAUGCCUCCCUCCCCAAACCAGCCCCCCAUCCCCCCACCCAUCAGGGACGACCCUGACCCAUACAUCCAGGACAUGAUUCACCACCUGCUUAAUUUGUUUGUACCUCGGCCAGGAUCAGAUGUUGACAGUGUCAGGAAACAAGCUGUUUUCUGUCAUCGAGUUUUACGCCAAAUUCAGGCUAUUGCCAAAGAAUCUACCAUAUUGUCCAGAGAAUCAUGGGAAACUCUGCUGAAGUUUUUAUUGGCGGCCAAUGACAGUUUGUUAUCACCACCUCUAGAAAAAGACGAUGCUGGAAUGAGUUCAUAUGACAUAGGGGACCAGCUGUGUGAGCGAGUGCUCAGUGUGCUGUUUGAGAUCUGGCUGCUGGCCUGCCACAAGUGUUUCCCCUCCCCCUCUCUCUGGAAGACCUUCCGCGGCAUGUGUAUCAGCUGGCGCCACCACGAGUCGCUGGUGGUGCAGUGGCAUAAGGUCAACCACGCCCUCACAGCCCACGUCCUCAGCUUUACCCAGGGACCGGACUACCCCAAACUGACACUAGCUGAUGAUGAAGCUCAGUUGAUACCGACCGCCAUGACAUAUGACUGUAUCGCCCAGUGCUGGUUCCGAUUCCUUCACAUCAUACAGAAUCCUGUGGAUCUGUGUCGUCCAGAAAUCAUCGGAAAAACCCACAAAUUUAUGCAAGCGGCCAUGAAUAGCGACACUCUGAUAGAUCCGACCCAGCAUGAGUGUCUGCAGAAACUCCCGGUCAUCUUCUACAAGGCCAUGAAGGGCGUGUCUGUGAUGGUUAAUGCAUUUCUGGGUAUUCCCCAGACCCAGAAUAAGUACGAUGAGCAGCUGAUCUCCAGUAGCAGCAGUAACAGUAAGCUAACCAUGCCCCCCACUCCCCCGGGGCAGAGGAAAUCCUCCCGCCCUAUGUCUGUCUUCAGCUCCUCCAACAAAGGAAGCUCCAAGCCAGCCAACACGUCCGUCGCAGUGCCAAAAUCCAAUACACCCAUGAUGUCCAGUCUGAUAUUCUACGAGCCCCGCCAGUCUCUGGCUCCCACUCGGCCAAAGUGUGACAGCAUUCUCCAUCUUUUUGGGGCGUGGCUCUUUGAUGCUGCCCUGGCGAGGGUCAAGUUUCACAACUGUCACAGAAUCGUUCCUGAUCAAGGUUCCAUUCACUCGGAUCGAAGAUCCAGUUCAUUAACUGACUCGCGACGGAACUCCGUGACAAUGGAUUACCACUCGGAUAGUGCACUGGUCUGUGACAACACGUACGAGAUGGGACGUGCUGAGGCCCUCGGAACACUGUGUAGAAUUUUCUGUGCUCACAAAACAGGGGAGACCAUCCUACCUGUGUAUUACUCCAGAUUUUAUUUGGCCAUGUACUACGGCCUGCAAACUUCAGAGGAGUAUUUGAGCGGACAAGUGUUAGCCAGUGUGCUGUUUAACUCCUGUGAUAUAUUACGAGUCGAUUUGGACGGUGUUCUGAUGCUGCUGCCUCAUAUUUUGGAUGCCAUUCAACUGGUGCUGAAUGAUCUACCCAAUAAGUACAAGAGUGAGACCAACAGUACCAUCGAGUUUAGGAACGUGGACCUACAGAAGGCCUGUAUCAACCUUCUACUGACCACACUCUGUCUGCCGCUGCACUUCAAGGAUCUCACUAUCAGGGACAUUGUAUCCAGCACAGACACAGAGGUACAGCUCAUCACAUUCAUUUCUCUGAAGAAGAAGAUCAUUGACCUAAUUAUUGGAGCCCUUCGCAUCAGCUCAGAUUCCACCAACACACAGAUGUUAUUGGGCGGUUUGAUGCUACUGGUGGAGGAUAUGGCGGUGUGUGAAGCCGCAGAACAAACCACGUUCCAGCCCCAUGACAUCAGCCAGGAGUCGGAGAACCAAGUUUUCUCAGACAACAGUCAGAGCAGCCUGAAGACUUCGUCCUCAGAGUCAAGCUUCAAGGAGGGAUCAUACCACAGACUGGGACACCAAGCCAGUGACACUGAUUCCGCCCACGGCUUGUUUGGGGAGGCGGUCACACUGAUAUGUCACCGCCUACUGUCCCAGUGGAAGACGGAUCUGAACAGUGCGCUGGCCGCCAUGGAAAUCUUGGCUGGUCUGGCUAAACUGGUGAUCAGCCCUCCAAACCUGCUGAUGUGUAAGUGCACGGUGAAGUGGAUCUGUGAGUUCAUUGUGCAGCAGUGUAAUCGUCCAGCCCCCGCCCACUCAAAGGACCUCCACAGUACCAUUGUGGCGGCGUUCCGAUGUCUUAGCCUGUGGCUGGUGGAGCACAGUCGUCUUCUCUACGACAAGGAGUGUCUCCACGUGGUCCUAGAAGUCGUGGAGCUUGGGAUCUCUGGCUCCAAGUCACAGAAACCCGAGAUUCAGAGCGUGCUAUUAAAAGACACAAAAAUCGCCCCAUCAGUUCAGAACCGUGCCAGUGAUCCGCCAAAGUAUAAACAGGACAAGCAGCGACAGCCGGCCUCCAAACGUGUACAGGAAGCCGCGGAAGGACUCCUCACCUGUAUCAUACAGCACGUGGGUGCUUUCCCCCCGCCCUGUGGCCCCGAGUCCCUGUUUUCUCUGCUGGACGAAAAAUCCCUGUUGAAGUACACCAAGGGGAACAGCUGUUUGCCGGAACAUGGCUCCCCCUUCAGAUACUAUGUCCUGGAAAACGCCAUCGUCGUGGGAUUGUUGGAACAGCCUCUUGGAAAUAUUGAAGACCUGUUGCCCACGGUGACGGCUCUGAUUAGGGGACCGUUUGGUCGACAUGCUUGGGUGAUGCAGCUCAGACACUCCCCACGGAUCAAGCGGGGUUCGUCCAAAUCCCACCUAAGUGAUCCUGGCCGACCUAUGCCGGGGGAGAACGUAGGAACUCAUCACAGCGUCAAGCCCAGAAACUUCCCUGAGUCUGUGGAUAAAGUGACCGCCACCAAGGCGGAGAAAAGUAUUCCGACUCUGGAAUCGUUGGUAACGGAUGAGAAACGCCCAGAGCUGAACAAACUCAAGUCUUUCAUUGAGAAGCAAGAUCAAUUUGAAUCUCAGAUUGGUCAGAGAAAGCAGCAGGAGGUGAAGAGUAUGCCCUUCCCCAACCAAGACACUGAGUGUAAACCUCCAAAAAUAACAGAGGAAUUUCAGGCUGCCCGUCUGUUCCUGUCUCAUUAUGGGUUUCUGUCACUAGAGGCUCUCAAGGAGCAGAGCAACACCAGUCUUCCACCCUCCCUGGUUACCUUGGAUACCACUAAUCCAGGUCUGACCAAUGACCUAGAGAUGCUGGAUACAAUUACAGCCCGUGACAACGACACAGUUCAUGUGUUCUAUGUCAAGUCCGGCCAGCGAUUGGCUCAGGACAUUCUACGCAAUGUGGGGUCUCAGCGUGGCAUACAGGGCCAGUUCCUGGAGUUCCUCCACUCCCUGGGCUGGCCAGUGGACGUACAGAAACAUGCCGGCUGGACCGGUCACAUCAGCACCAGCUGGAAAAUCUCACAGCCUGAGGAUAUCCAAGAGAACGCCCCGCGUGUGGGGACGGGAGGCAGUAUCUAUGACGGUCAGCAACAGGUGCUGUACUGGGCGGACGUGUCCUCAGAGGUCGCCUUUAUUGUCCCCUCCCUGGACAACUUCCACAGGCUGCAGAACGACGGGGACAAGUCUCCACAACUCUCUGUCAGCACCCCCAGUGAGGGACCAGGGGGGACCAAGCCUACCACGCUCUCCCUUGAGAGACCCCUCACUGAGCCUCGCAAUAAAACCAUGGAGAGUCCGAGUUCUCCCCACGACGCCCCCGCCUUCCGUACUCGACGAUUCGGUCGACCGUCCACUGUGACCAUUGGACCAGACACAAAAAUCUUUGUUGUGUGGCUGGAAAACUUUGAGGACCAUGAAAAUUUUCCAACAGGUGACCUACUUCCGAUGACCAGCACGGGUCUGGAGCAGUACACUGCGACCAGCAGCUCGUCCAUGAGACAAGACAAGGACAUCUUCCUGAUCUACAUCCACGCCCUACAGAACGGACUGUUCCGGAUCCAUAUGGAGGGAAACACUGGGAAGAUCUCCAUGGCGAUUCCUCUUGUUGAUGGAAUGGUGGUCAGCAGACGUACGCUAGGCUCCAUGGUCCGGCAGACGGCGAUAAAUAUCGGACGUCGGAAAAGACUAGAGAGUGACUCGUAUCAACCUCCUCAUGUUAGGAGAAAAAUAAAAAUUCAGGAAAUUGUGGACAAGUAUCAUUUGAAGAUGACAGAAUCCGAGUUCUACACAGCUUUAUUCCAAGAUGUUCACAAGUGAUUGCUCCUAGGAACAAAUCGUGCGCUGAGGCCAAGGACGAGUCAAAUCUGAUGAUAUGGUUUUCUAACUGAUAUAGAGCAAAGUUUCAUAUUUAUUCGCUCUGAAUAGUUAUAAAAACCAUAAGAUAGGAACCUGGACAAGAUAAUCAUGAAAUGAAUAUUUUAAGAAAAUUUAAUGUCUUCCAAGACGUACUAUAGAUUCCGAAAUAAACAUGAGGAGUUAAUAUUCAGGUAAAAUUGUGAGAGGCACAUCAAGACAUACCUGAAAGGGUUAAUAAACAGCUGUUUUACACUCCACUUAUGCCUUGUAACAAUGAGAGCUGUAUUCUAAGAAAACACUGAUUUUGGCCAAUUGCAACGUUUCUCUGUUAGUGGCCAGCUUCUGUUUAGUGGUGCUAAUGUUGAUGAAUGUGAUAUUAUGUGAACAAACGUUAUUGCAUUAUAUAUUUGGAGUGUAUGAAGUUGGAUCAUAUUUUGUUUAUUUUUAUACAGCUAGGGUUUCUCCCCUUUGUUGAUUUGAACUUCUAUUGUGCUGUUAACCAAGUAAGGCAGAUUUUCAAGCAACAGCUGCUGAUAGGUAUUAUUGUUUCAGCCUGUGUUGGUUUCUGUAUAAAAUGAAUAAAAUCACUACUUGCUAGCGGACAUUUAUUCAUUUCUUAACCGCCCAUUGACGGAUGAAAUAUUUAAUGUAAGUAUAAUACAUGGUUAACAGUACCCAGUUUUGCUUUAAUGACUUUAUGAACUUAGUUAUACAAUCAGUGAUGUACACACACUUCAUAUAGUAAAUGCUAAUCAUUUUUCUUGUGCGUCAUUUUAAUCAUUUAAAGGGGCAUGGUCACGAUUUUGGUCAAAAAUUAUUUUUCCGAUUUGAAUAUUUACAAUGCUUCAGAUAGGCAUUUUUAAUAGGCAACCAAAAUUUGAGUGUCAUUUGUUGGGUUAUAAGCGAGGUACAGAGUUUAUAAUUCUUCGCUUUGUAAACAAAGCUUUUGUUUACAUUUUGAAUGUUGCAGUGAAAAUUCAAGUUUUAGACCUCAACUGAAUGUGUUAACCGUUAGGAACUGUUUAUUUAUGCUUAAGAUUAAUAAUAAGACAGACAAAUCAGCUUGAAAAGAUUUUUUACUGGUAUAUUGAACCUAUGUAAAUAGGGCACGAGCCUUGUUUACAUGACGAAGAAUUGUAUGCCUGUAUCUUGCUUAAAACUCAUCGACUGACACCUAAAUUAAAUUUGAUAAUAAGAAAUGCAUUUUUAAAGCAUUGUAAAUAAUAAAAACAGAAAAAUAAAAUUUGACCAAAAUCGUGACCAUGCCCCUUUAACCACAUGGUUGCUAACAUAGAUUUUGUUAGAUAUUUGAAUAAGUGACGUAUGGUGAGAUCCUACAGGCUUUUUCAUUGGACGCUGUAUAUGACAAGAUCCUACAGGCUUUUUCAUUGGAUGCUGUAUAUGACAAGAUCCUACAGGCUUUUUCAUUGGACGCUGUAUAUGACAAGAUCCUACAGGCUUUUUCAUUGGACGCUGUAUUGUACUGGAAUUCUAGUCACCCUCACUGAAGAGAAGAAACAAUCUGUGAUUCUUAAAAGACCAUCCUCUAUGGUGGAAUUAAGCACUGCAGAUCUGAUCAAAGUAAAAAAAGAUCCUGUGUAGAAGGACCAGAUAUCAGGAUAUCAUGUGUAGUAGGAUCAGAUAUCAGGAUAUCAUGUGUAGUAGGAUCAGAUAUUAUGUGUUUAGGGUUAGAUAUCAGGAUUUGACCUCUCAUUUUUGUGCAAUAUUAAUUAUCUUUGUUCUGUGUUGUUAAAUAAAUGCUAUUAAUUA
Messenger RNA from Magallana angulata, 6608 nucleotides. Its product is annotated as ral GTPase-activating protein subunit beta-like. Gene Ontology annotation, molecular function: GTPase activator activity. NCBI's taxonomy places the organism in Eukaryota, Metazoa, Mollusca, Bivalvia, Ostreida, Ostreidae. The transcript is spliced from 30 exons. Gene Ontology annotation, biological process: activation of GTPase activity; regulation of small GTPase mediated signal transduction. The record is from RefSeq and is a predicted model, not a curated record. The coding region runs from base 249 to 4799 and encodes 1516 amino acids.